AUUCAACUUUCGCAUUCAAUCUUUGUAACUGACAGAUAAAGGAGAUAAUAGCUCAUCUUUCCUCUCGCAUUCUCUCUCUGUCACACUAUCAACAAAACAAACGAUGCAGAAGCCAAUAAUAGCAACAACCCUUUUCGUCAUUUCGCUUCUUCUCCAUUUCUCCCUUUCUCUCAAGGAAGGACAAAUAUGCGUAGCAGACAGGAACUGCAACGCGGGUUUGCACUGUGAAACGUGCGUGGCCAAUGCAAACGUUCGACCAAGAUGCACACGUAUCCAACCAACCAACCCCACUUCAAAGGUUAAGGGGUUGCCAUUUAAUCGGUAUUCAUGGCUCACCACGCAUAACUCGUUUGCGCUUUUGGGUCAGAAAUCGAAGACCGGUUCUGUUAUUCUGGCUCCCACGAAUCAGCAGGACACGAUCACAAGCCAACUUAACAAUGGAGUACGAGGGUUGAUGCUUGACAUGUAUGACUUCGAGAAUGAUGUUUGGCUGUGUCAUUCAUUUGGGGGCCAGUGCUACAACUACACAGCUUUUCAACCUGCCAUCAAUGUUCUCAAGGAGAUUCAAGUAUUUCUUGAUGCAAACCCAUCAGAGAUUGUUACUAUUUUUAUUGAGGAUUAUGUUACAUCACCAAAAGGCCUAACAAAGGUGUUUGAUGCUGCUGGACUUAGAAAAUACUGGUUUCCAGUAUCUAGAAUGCCUAAAAAUGGUGGAGACUGGCCACAUGUAGAUGAUAUGGUGAAGAAAAAUCAGCGUUUAUUAGUCUUCACUUCAAAAUCAUCUAAGGAAGCUUCUGAAGGGAUAGCCUAUGAGUGGCGAUAUUUAGUAGAAAACCAAUAUGGAAAUGGAGGCAUGAAGGCUGGUUCAUGCCCAAAUCGGGCAGAAUCACCAGCUAUGAACACAACAUCAAGAUCACUAGUUCUAGUGAAUUACUUCAGAGAUUUUCCAGAUGUAACUAAAUCUUGCAAAGACAAUUCAGCUCCUUUGCUUAACAUGGUCAACACUUGCUAUGAAGCAGCAGGCAAACGUUGGCCAAAUUUCAUUGCUGUUGAUUUCUACAAGAGGAGUGAUGGAGGAGGAGCCUCAGAAGCAGUAGAUGUUGCUAAUGGUCAUCUAAUAUGUGGGUGUGGAAGCAUAGCCACCUGCAAGGCAAACAUGACCUUUGGAGCAUGUCAGUUACCUGAGGCUGAAGCAACUGCUCCACGUGCAGGAGCACGUGACUCUAGCUUUGGCAUUCCAAAUUUCAAGCCAGUUGAUUUGUUGUGGUCUUUGGCCACCCCUGUCUUUGGGGCCAUGUUUGUGGCACUCUGAACAGACAUUCCCCUUAAUAAAAUGCAAGUAGAAGAGAGUAGGAGAAAAGUGUGAAGAAACCAUUUUUUGGGUUACGCUGAAUGGCGUGUGAACAUUGAUUGUUUAGAAUAGGAUUAUGUGGGAUUUGGUGCAUUGUGAUCGCUUUAAUUUUAUUUUAUAGUCUUAGUAGGUAUGCAAUGGGCUCGCUAACUUAAUAUUGCAAAAUUAUGAGUGUCAACAUGUGGUAGGAUUUAACCCAAAAAAAUGUGGUAGGAGGUAUGGUACGAUAGAGUUAACAAUGCACUUAAAAGAAAACAAUGGAGGUGAAUUUCGG
This is a messenger RNA of Abrus precatorius (Indian licorice), 1625 nucleotides long. Its product is annotated as PI-PLC X domain-containing protein At5g67130-like. The record is from RefSeq and is a predicted model, not a curated record. NCBI's taxonomy places the organism in Eukaryota, Viridiplantae, Streptophyta, Magnoliopsida, Fabales, Fabaceae. The coding region runs from base 104 to 1312 and encodes 402 amino acids. The transcript has 9 exons. Gene Ontology annotation, molecular function: phosphoric diester hydrolase activity. Gene Ontology annotation, biological process: lipid metabolic process.